Drosophila miranda is the source of this 2927-nucleotide messenger RNA. RefSeq names its product protein toll. The record is from RefSeq and is a predicted model, not a curated record. The coding region runs from base 156 to 2543 and encodes 795 amino acids. The transcript is spliced from 2 exons. Lineage: Eukaryota; Metazoa; Arthropoda; Insecta; Diptera; Drosophilidae. Gene Ontology annotation, biological process: innate immune response; toll-like receptor signaling pathway. Gene Ontology annotation, cellular component: membrane. Gene Ontology annotation, molecular function: protein binding; transmembrane signaling receptor activity.
UAGUCAUAGCCGAAUCGUGGCCGUGUUCACCCAUCGCUCCGUCGCUCCGUCGCUCCGUCGCCUCGUCGCCUUGUCGCGUCGCAUAACAAGAAUAAUACACCGCAAUAAUUAUCUAUAAUAAAUGCCAAUAAACAGUGGUGCAAAGUGCUCAAGACAUGUUCGGCAAUGUGAUGGUCGUGUGGCUCUUCUGGGCCGUUUCGGUGAGAGUGACUGUUGGCCAAAUCAUACCGCUGCCGACGUUCUGCCAGCAGGUGGACCCGCCCUGUAGCUGUGCGGCGGAGGCGAAUGUGGUGCGCUUCCACUGCCCCGACGAGUACGCCCUGCUGCUGGAGAUGUCCGAGCUGGGGCCCUCCAUCUACGUCAGCUACUACGCCGUCGACGGGCUGACCUGGCUGCCGCGCUUCAACAUAACCGAGCUGGUCAAGAUCGAGUUCGACGCGUACAACUUCUGGCCCGCGACCUUUGUCGACGACCUGCUCGACGGCCUGGGAGUGGAGUCAGUGGAGACCAUGCGCUUCCGGGACCGCACCUCGGAGACGGUGGUGACCAAAGACGUCUUCGACGUGACCGAUCAGCAUGAUAGCACAGCCCCUCCGGCGAACAUCUCAACAUGGUAUUUCGGCUCAGUUCCCGGGCUGAAGAAGCUAAAGUUUGUCAGUGAUGUCAAGCAGCUGCAGGAGUCAAUAUUCCAGGCCUUCGACAGUCUCACAGAACUGGAGCUCUCCGUGAAUGUGCAGGUUUUGCCGGGCAAACUGCUCUCCUCGGUCACGGGCAGCCUGGAGAAGCUGAUCAUCGAGAGUCCCAGCGUGGUGCAGUUCGAGCAGCCUCUGAUGCGAGAGCUCCAGCAGCUGCGGAACCUCAGUCUGCAGCUGACGGGUCCGCAACGGGAUCGCAACGACGAGCUGCAGCCGCAUCUCUUCAGCUCCAUGAAGCAACUGGUGGAGGUGCGCUUGUCCCAGGCCACUGGGCAUGUCAACAAGAGCAUGUUCAAGGGCAGCGAAAUGUUGCGCCUGAUCAGAAUCAACGGCAACGAGGACCUCGAAAGGCUGCCCGGCGGAAUGUUCCGAGAUCAGGGGAACCUGAAAACACUAGAUCUAUCCUGCAACGGGCUGAACAGGCUGUCCGAGCAGGUCUUCUACGGCCUGGGCAACCUAACCAUUCUGGAUCUAUCCAAAAAUAGACUCACCAACUUAUCAAGCACGAUAUUUACCCCACUCACUUCGCUGAAUAUAUUAAGCUUGAACAAGAACUCCCUGACUGCCCUGGCGCCGACCGUGUUUCAAGAAGUGCGAAGCCUGAACUUCAUCGACAUGUCGAACACCCAGUUCUACGGGGCCACUCUGAUGAUGAGCUACGAGGCCAUAAUCUGCACCAACGACGAGACGUGCCAGUACAAGUCGGAGGACUGGCAGUGCGACCAGCGCUGCAUCUGCUGGGUGCAGAGGAACUCGUGCAAGCUGAUCGUCGACUGCAGAGGAGCCAGCCUGGAGGAGCUGCCCGCGCUGCCCCACACAACGCUCGUCAGCACGGUGGUGAAGGUGGGAAACAACAGCCUGACCCAGCUGCCCGCGACGGUCAGCCAGCACACUGGCUAUGCCAAUGUCAGUGCCCUUCUGCUGGCCGACAAUCUGAUUACCAGUCUGGGCUCGGGGGCGCAGCUUCCCGUCAACCUGAGCAGCUUGGAUGUGCGCCGAAACCAAAUAAGUGUGGUCAGCGAGGAGUUCAUCACGUUUCUGCAGGAGGAGAACAAUUCAAUGACCAUUUCGCUGUCGGGUAAUCCCCUAAUCUGCGACUGCGAUGCCCUGCCGCUGCUGUUCUUUAUCAGGACCAGUCCCCAGCGGGUGGACGACAUUGCUGAGCUGCAGUGCAGUCGUCAGAACAAGGCUCUCCAGCAAAUGGAGGCCUUCGACCUGUGCCCGUCGUAUGUCCUGCUCAUCAGCUGCAUUGUGGGCGGCCUGGUGAUUGUGGUCUGCCUGAUCAGCGUGUUCUACCUUAUGUUCCAGAUGGAACUGAAGAUCUGGCUGUACAACAACAACCUGUGCCUGUGGUGGGUCUCUGAAGAGGAGCUGGACAAGGACAAGACCUACGACGCGUUCAUUUCGUACUCGCACAAGGACGAGGAGCUGAUCAGCAAACUCCUGCCCAAGCUUGAGUGUGGCCCGCAUCCCUUCCGCAUAUGUCUGCACGAUCGCGACUGGCUGGUGGGUGACUGCAUUCCGGAGCAGAUCGUGCGCACCGUCGACGACUCCAAGAGGGUGAUCAUCAUCCUGUCGCAGCACUUCAUCGACUCGGUGUGGGCCCGCAUGGAGUUCCGCAUUGCCUAUCAGGCCACACUGCAGGACAAGCGCAAGCGCAUCAUCAUCAUCCUCUACAGGGAACUGGAGAACAUGAACGGCAUUGACAGCGAGCUGAGGGCCUACCUGAAGCUCAACACCUAUCUCAAGUGGGGCGAUCCACUCUUCUGGAGCAAACUUUGCUAUGCCAUGCCCCACAAUCGCCGUGUGCUAAAGGGCCAAAAGAAGCAUGCAGGCCCUCUCGUCUGAGAAUAUAUACGUAUACUUAGUCGAUAUAUGCGGAUAUAUUGUACUCUGUGGCUGCUCUACUCGGGUCUUAAUGGGCGUUUCUUCCUUCAGGUCGGCACCGACCGAAAAAGCUUUCAGUCCUUCGAAAGGACUGUUGAUUGGGGCAAGCCCUGGAAAAGACCCUGAACUUGUGGCCAAAAAUGCUAGAUUCUAUGCGUAUGGAUCCACUGCUUACGGUUCGAAUCAAUUUCGGAGUCAAUGUAUUAGUUCUAGUUGAUAUUCAUGAAGUUUUCACAGAAAAUGUCUGGUGAUAAUAUUAAGAAUAAAACCAUCUACUUUAAGCAAAUAUUAAAUGAAUAGUAUAGUUCGUUUUGCAGGGUCGUGAAUAAAGCCACUGCUAUACAA